Acyrthosiphon pisum (pea aphid) is the source of this 1583-nucleotide messenger RNA. RefSeq names its product gastric triacylglycerol lipase. The coding region runs from base 194 to 1399 and encodes 401 amino acids. Gene Ontology annotation, molecular function: hydrolase activity, acting on ester bonds. The record is from RefSeq and is a predicted model, not a curated record. NCBI's taxonomy places the organism in Eukaryota, Metazoa, Arthropoda, Insecta, Hemiptera, Aphididae. The transcript has 8 exons.
AUUGAAACGAAUCUCGCAGUGUUGGGGUAUGACGUUUUCGAGGCGGUUAAUAAGAGUAUAUGCGUAUACCUAAUCUAUGGUGCGCAAUUAAAAUAUAAUAUUUUCACUGCAAAGUAGUCACCUAUUCGGUGUUAGACUUAAAUUACAGCAAGUAAAACUAUUGAAAUCGAACUUUUAUAUAUAACUUUUAACCAUGCAAUCGUUCAAACUGGAAAAAUGUCUGCUAACCGUCAUCACUCUAGCAACUAUUGUUGUUACCACGUGUGAUUACGCCACCUGCUUGGAGUCCUCACGCAGAAUCAAGGAAUAUGGCUAUCCCCUGAUGACGUAUCAAGUCUGGACCGCUGACAAAUAUCAGUUGGGAAUAGAGCGAAUUCCGUACAGCAAACUCCGUAGCAACGCAUCUACCGGCAAACCAGUCUUGUUAUUGCACGGCUUGUACUUAUCGUCGGCUAUAUUCACAAUAAACAACUCGUCACUUAGUUUCGUUCUAUCGGAUGCCGGUUUUGAUGUCUGGCUGUUCAACGCCAGAGGUGUUGGUCUUUCGAGAAAACUCAGUAUUUAUAAGAAGCCUGGAUCGUCGCCAAAAAUGAAUAGCAUAUCAUGGGACUUCAGUUUUCAUGAAAUGGGUGUAUACGAUAUGACCACUACUAUAGAUUUCAUCCUAAAAACUACCGGAUAUUCUAAAUUGGACGUGGUGGGCUACUCCCUUGGAACAACAAUAUCGCUGGCAUGUCUAACCGAUAGACCCGAAUACAAUUCUAAAAUCAACAAACUUGUACUCAUGGCUCCUACGUCCAGGCUUAAAUCAUCAGGCAUGCCGCUCAACAUCGCAAAACAAUUUUCCACUAUCUUAAAAAUUUUCCUAGACGGAAUUAAUUUCUUUCCGAUUACAAAUGAUCCUGACACCACGUACCAAUUAAUUAGACGUUUGUGUACAAUUAAAACCGCCUUUAAAUAUUGCAGACAAUUUAUUGAUUUCGCUCAAGGAAUAAAUUUACCGAUGCACAAUGACACAGUUUUAGACAUCGUUUCCGAAUUUCCACAGCCGAUGUCUUCCAAGACUUUAAAACACAUGUUGCAAUUACUGACAUCUGGGAGAUUUAACCAUUAUGACUAUGGACCUUCUGAAAACUUGUUACGCUACCGGACAAGAACGGCACCGGAUUACGAUCUGUCCAGGGUUACUGCUCCUACGUACGUUAUAUAUUCCAAAGAGGAUACCCUAGUCCAUCCAGUGGAUGUGAAUUGGCUCAUAACUCAGUUACCAAACAUUAAGGAUGUACACUACAUUGACAAAAUACCAUUUGGUCAUUUCAGUUUUUCAUUAAGUCCAAAUAUGAAGGAAGUUGUGAAUAUGUACAUAACAAAUAAAUUAUUAGACAACAAUAUAAUAUGAUGAUGAAAAUCAAAUGUAUUAUAAUGAUGUAUAAAGUAAACUUAUUGUAAGCAAAGUACCUAAUAGCUACCUUAUUUUUUUUAGACUUGUAUAAAAUUUCAAAUGUAUUAUUUGUAUUUAUUGUAUUAUAUUGUGAAUGGAUGUCUAUUUUAAUAAUAAAUAUUUAAUAUCACUAUAACUUUAA